ACAAAACGUGACUGGUUUUUGUUUAACACCACACGCAGCGGCUUCAAGUAAAAAACAUUCGAGCCGCCCUCUUUACCAGUACAGUGCGACAAAUCAAGCAUUCACCUUAAUCUAUUUGGCUCCAAACGUGACGUAUUUCCUGGAGAAAUAGGUUUGUAGCACUUUGUUGUCAUCUCCAACCAAUAGUGAACCUGCUACAUUGUAGUGGCUGUAGUGUAUAAUUUCUCCCGAUUUUUAUUUUUUUAACCGGCAAUUUAUUUCACCCACGUUGAUAAUGAGGCUAAGAGGCGGCGAAAAACAGCUCGGGGGAACUCUAAACAUGAAAAAGAAAAUCGCGGAGGGAGUUAAAAACGAAAUAUAACCAUGGAUGUGGCAAGUUGCAGGUGGCGAAUAAUACAUCCAAGAGGGGAUAGUUUAAUUCUGCACUUUUAGCGAGGAGAAAUACAUUUUAAAAACAUGGGUGACAGCGCGUGGCGGUGUAACUCAUCUCCGGGAGGAAGUAGAGGACGACCGGCGAAAGAUUUCAUGUGAAGUUGAGAAGCGGGAGAAAGGGGAGUCUCCGCCCGGAGCGCGAGGAUGAAGACGUGGAGGCAUGACGCCUCGGUCCUUGAUGGUGUCUGACUUUUUGAGGCCACUGUUCUACUUUGCUGCUGAAAGGUAGAGCACCCCGACUCUGCCUUGAAAGCAGUGACAGACAGAGAAAUAGACUGGCCAGCGAAGAGUCCUCCUUUUAAUGGAUGCCUGGGUGGCCCUGCUCCUCACAUGGACAGGAUUUGUCCUGCUGAAGUGGACUGAUGCUGCACAGGUCUAUACCAACUCAUGGGCUGUUCAGAUAAGUGGAGGACCACAGGAGGCGGAUCGCAUCGCCAGGGAACAUGGUUUCAUAAACCACGGAAAUGUUUUUGGAGAUUAUUAUCACUUCAGGCACCAUGCUGUGAAGAAGAGGUCAUUGUCUAGCCAUAAGGGGAUGCACAUCAAACUGCAGGAAGAACCAAAGAUCCUUUGGGCGGAGCAGCAAGUGGUGAAGAACAGAAAGAAGAGGGACAUUUAUGAGGAUCCCACAGACCCGGAUUUCCCCAAGCAGUGGUACCUGUCCAACCCGACACAUCAAGACCUGAAUACUAAAGCAGCCUGGGCCCAGGGCUACACUGGAAGAGGCGUCGUGGUGACCAUCCUGGACGAUGGUAUCGAAAAGGACCACCCGGACCUCAUCAGCAAUUAUGAUCCUGAGGCAAGCUAUGAUGUUAAUGAUGGAGAUGCUGACCCCCAACCAAGAUAUACGCAGCGAAAUGAGAACAGACACGGAACUCGGUGUGCAGGAGAAGUCGCAGCUGCAGCCAACAACGGAGUGUGUGGAGUGGGCGUGGCCUAUCACGCAAAAAUUGGAGGAGUUCGCAUGUUGGACGGCGAGGUGACAGACGUGGUGGAAGCUCGCUCUCUGAGCCUCAACCCUCAGCACAUCCACAUUUACAGCGCCAGCUGGGGCCCCGAGGAUGACGGCAAGUCCCUGGACGGCCCUGCCAAGCUGGCCAAGGAGGCUUUCAUCCAGGGGAUCAGCAAGGGGCGUGGCGGCCUCGGUUCCAUCUUCGUCUGGGCUUCUGGUAACGGUGGUCGAGAGCAGGACAGCUGCAACUGCGACGGCUACACCAACAGCAUCUACACCCUGUCCAUCAGCAGCACCACCCAGUCGGGAAGCGUGCCGUGGUACAGCGAGCCCUGCUCCUCCACCCUCGCCACCACCUUCAGCUCCGGAAACCCGGGGGAGAAACAGAUAGUCACCACAGACCUGAGGCAGAAAUGCACCGACUCUCACACGGGAACGUCUGCCUCCGCCCCACUGGCUGCCGGGAUCAUCGCUCUGGCGCUGGAGGCCAAUAUGAAUCUAACCUGGAGGGACAUGCAGCACUUGGUGGUGAGAACGUCCCAACCGGGGCACCUCAGCGCCCCAGACUGGAAAACCAACGGGGUGGGGCGCACAGUGAGUCACUCGUACGGAUACGGGCUCCUGGAUGCUGCAGCCAUGGUGGGUUUGGCACAGAACUGGACAGCAGUGGGGCCCCAACACCAGUGUGUUCACACCAUGCUGGCAGAGCCCAGAGACAUCGGGAACAAGCUGGUGUUCAGCAAGAGCCUGGAUGCCUGCUGGGGGCGACCGGAGUAUGUCAGCUCUCUGGAGCACGUUCAGGCUCGCCUCACGCUCUCCCACAACCAGAGAGGAAAAUUGGCCGUUCAUCUCAUCAGCCCACUGGGCACCCGUUCCACCCUGCUGUUCCCGAGGCCCAAUGACUACUCCUCAGAGGGGUUCAACGACUGGGCUUUUAUGACCACCCACUCGUGGGAUGAGGAUCCUCAAGGAGAGUGGACCCUAGAGAUAGAAAACGUGGCACCUAAUGGGCAUGACUAUGGUGUGUUGACUCAGUUCACCCUCCUCCUGUGGGGGACUGGACCUGGCUUGGUCAACCCUUCUUCUCCAGACUUUCCUCGUCCGUCUAACAACAGCUGCAAGACCUUCGAUGCUCAGCAGAUCUGCAUCGAGUGCAGCCCCGGCUUCUCGCUCUUCCUCCAGGGCUGCGUGAAGCUCUGUCCUCUGGGCUUCACGUCCGGGCCGCAGCUCCUCAACCUCUCCCUGGAGAACUGGGUGGACUUGUCAUUGGUGCAGGCCUGCCUCCCCUGCAACCCCGCCUGCCUCACCUGCUUUGGCACAGGGCCCACAGACUGCCUGUCCUGCCCCCCUCACAGCCAUCUGGUCCUCACUUCCUGUUUGCACCAGAACCAAGUGCAGCGGAAAUCUCCUCUCGCAGGAGGACUCCCCAGCUACGAGGAUCCGCCGGAGAGGAACUCACCGGCAGCAGACGGCGACAGCGGGGGAGCUGAGGAGCCCCCGGGGUCUGGUGUAGCCCCGCCCACUCAGCAGCACGUCAUGGUGGCGGUGCUGAGCUGUGCCUUCAUCCUGGCGGCCUUCAUCGGCAUCUUCUUCUUCCUGCACGUGCGAGCAGGCGGGGCUUCCACGGGCUGGAGGACCAAACUGCCCUCUGUGUUUUCAGACUCCAGGGGGGGGGGGGCGGGCUUCGGUUUGAGCUUUCGGCAGGGGCCGCAGAGGAAGGCUCGGAUAUGCUACAAGGGGAUCCCCACUGUGUGGGCCGACGAGGGCUUGAACGCCUACGAGUCUGAAUCAGACAACGAGGGGGGGGACGGACACAACGAGUGGACGGCUUUCAUCAAGACUCAGAGCUCCAUCUAGCUGGACCUGCUCCAGGUGUUCAGGGGAGGAGGGGCACCGAGGCCUUACUGUCCCAUCAGCACCCCCCAAAGUGCAUUAAAACCCUUUUACUACAAUUUGUCGUCUAACUCUGAAAGUCACAGUAUUUAUUAUUACUCCCUUGAUUAUUUAUGGCCGUUUUAUUAUUUUAUGCAUUUUUGUGUUCAUUUAGAUUCUCCACUCUUGUAAAACAAACCAGCUAAACGCCAGAGCAGAAUUUUAAAAUCGAAUUUUAAUCGGUUUGACCUAAAGAAUCCUGCCUCCCAAAUUAACAACUUUAAAUAAGAAAAAAUCACCACGAUUGUUUGAAAUUAUGAAGUAGACUUCCUCUAUUCAGAAAGGUUUAACCCCUUCACGUCUGACUGUAUUUAUAAUCAUGUAAAAAAACGUUUUUUUCCUAGGGGUUUAGCAAUUAUUCAACUUAAUCAUCUAAUUGGUUCAUAUUUCUAUGAGACAACCAGAUCAAUCUGUCUGAGGUCAGCUGUUAAACAAUCAAAUUGACUUAUACCAUUAUAAAAUCCUUUCAAAAUAAAAUAUAUAAAUCUAUCUUGGAAAAUAGUAUUUGGAUUUGUGCACAACAGGGCAUCACAGCGAACAACACAAAUGUGAUGACAGCAAAAAAAAAGGACACUUUGAAAUUUGCGUGACCAUACAGUAAAGGCUCGUUUCCACUGAGCGGUUUGUUUUCACGGCGGAUGUGUGGUGCAGACCGCUAGCAUGUCAUUCCAACCAGCACCAAUGGAGCUCAUCCAGCAGCUCGUCUUUUUCUUGCGUUACUUUUUGUACAUUGUGUAAAACAGGAAUUUAAUGUAGUUUGAAAGAAGAUUGUGGGCGGCUAAGAAGAAAACAUUGGAAAUGCUAGCUUAGCACCAUGUUGGUGCUUUAUUGUCGUCAUCAUUUUUUGCCAAUCAGCGGGUGGCAAUGGAGGCUCCGCCCCAACCGUCCCGUUCUGUUUUUCUAUGGACCUAGAACGGGUAGGAGGUAUGGAUCGAUACUGUUUAAUGGGUCCAUUUUACAAUGGAAAAGACCGGACCAUUCAGUGGAAACGAGGCUUAAUUUACUAAUAAUCUUCUGUUUGUAUUAUUUUGAUGUGGAAAAACAACAAUGG
This is a messenger RNA of Oryzias melastigma (Indian medaka), 4367 nucleotides long. RefSeq names its product furin (paired basic amino acid cleaving enzyme) b (gene furinb). The transcript has 16 exons. Gene Ontology annotation, molecular function: serine-type endopeptidase activity. Gene Ontology annotation, cellular component: Golgi membrane; trans-Golgi network. The coding region runs from base 734 to 3241 and encodes 835 amino acids. The record is from RefSeq and is a predicted model, not a curated record. Gene Ontology annotation, biological process: peptide hormone processing. NCBI's taxonomy places the organism in Eukaryota, Metazoa, Chordata, Actinopteri, Beloniformes, Adrianichthyidae.